This is a messenger RNA of Rangifer tarandus platyrhynchus (Svalbard reindeer), 193 nucleotides long. The record is from the annotation of a GenBank genome assembly. Lineage: Eukaryota; Metazoa; Chordata; Mammalia; Artiodactyla; Cervidae.
AGGUCUCACGUGCAAGGCUUCUCUGCGCUACGUGACCUCCUACCUGCUUGCAGCCCGCGGGGGCAAUUCCUCCCCCAGCUUCAAGGACAUGGAAAAGAUCCUGGACGGUGUGUGCAUCCAGACAGAUGACGACCGGCUCAACAAGGUCAGCAGUGAGCUGAUCGGAAAGAACACUGAGGACGUCAUGGUCUAG